CACCCAGUGCGUCCCAAAAUUCCAUGACGGAGCUUACCGCCGCCGCAUUCUGGUGAGAGGAGCUUUCGGCAAGCUUCAGUCCUAACGGAUACACUGCACCACCAGCCCACCACCACCACGACAACGACUCCGGAAGCCCACCUCGGAUAGCCCGCGAUACCCUCCAGCGGACUCGAAACGCCACUCUACUGAAAGCAACCGAACCCUACCGUCAUAUUUUCUCUUCGCCGUCCGACAUAAUGGCUCAAGCUCUGGGCUUUGCGUACCGCAUGGCCGUCCCUGCGGCCAUUGGUAUCGCGGUUGUGCAGUCGUCAAUCUACGAUGUCAAGGGUGGAUCCAGAGCAGUCAUCUUUGACAGAAUGUCCGGUGUCAAGGAUGCCGUCAUCAACGAGGGCACGCACUUCCUCGUGCCGUGGCUGCAGAGGAGCAUCAUCUUUGACGUGCGGACGAAGCCGAGAAACAUCGCGACGACGACGGGCAGCAAGGAUCUCCAGAUGGUCAGCUUGACCCUCCGUGUGCUGCACCGGCCCGAAGUCCAGGCCCUCCCCAAGAUCUACCAGAACCUCGGCCAAGACUACGACGAGAGAGUCCUCCCCUCCAUCGGAAACGAGGUCCUCAAGUCCAUCGUCGCCCAGUUCGACGCGGCCGAGCUCAUCACCCAGCGCGAGGCCGUCUCCCAGCGCAUCAGCUCCGACCUCCGCAAGCGCGCCGCCGAGUUCAACAUCGCCCUCGAGGACGUCUCCAUCACGCACAUGACCUUCGGAAAGGAGUUCACAAAGGCCGUCGAGCAGAAGCAGAUUGCCCAGCAGGACGCCGAGCGCGCGCGCUUCAUUGUCGAAAAGGCCGAGCAGGAGCGCCAGGCCAACGUCAUCCGCGCCGAGGGCGAGGCCGAGUCCGCCGAGACGAUUAGCAAGGCCAUUGCCAAGAACGGCGACGGCCUCGUGCAGAUUCGAAAGAUUGAGGCCGCGCGGGAUAUCGCGGCGACGUUGUCGUCGAAUCCGAAUGUCGCGUACUUGCCGAGCGGCGGUAAGAGCGGUAACCAGAUGCUGUUGAACGUUGGCCGGCCGUAAAGUGGUUGUUGAAUGUCAAGGAGGAGGAGUGAGUGAAGGAAGUAGUGAAAAAAAGGGCGACGUUGUAUUAUAGACUUUGAAGGCAAGUCACCGCUUCAAUAAGUGUAAUCAUAGGGCAAUGAAUUCUGCCGCCUUUCCACACACUUGUUUCGUGCCGUACCCUUGGCUUUGGUGAAAGCCCAACUCAUGGGCGGGCUGAAGAAUAAGCUGUGAAGUGUACGCAUUGGUUGUGAGAUGCAGAGCUCUCUCUUGUAUUCAUACCUCUGAGAGUACCCUGGGAGCACCCGAAGAUGAAUACGGAGAGCACUUGCGAUAUCUCAGACAGCCUCGCUAAAUGAUAAGAAGUUAAUCUCAUCGGCAUUCCUACACAUACUUCUCCAACAUGACUUCUGGUCACUUCAUAUCCCCCCUCUUUUCCCGAUUUUUGAGUUGUCUGUGUUUUAGCAACUUAUCUUGUAUUAACCCCCCCUCCCCCUUG
Molecule: messenger RNA, 1548 nt
Organism: Colletotrichum acutatum
Lineage: Eukaryota; Fungi; Ascomycota; Sordariomycetes; Glomerellales; Glomerellaceae
Product: SPFH domain/Band 7 family protein
Exons: 2
Coding region: 240-1070 (276 amino acids)
Biological process (GO): mitochondrion organization
Cellular component (GO): mitochondrion; membrane
Source: RefSeq, a predicted model, not a curated record